Clupea harengus (Atlantic herring) is the source of this 7966-nucleotide messenger RNA. It is a transcript of the gene arhgap21b, whose product is annotated as Rho GTPase activating protein 21b. NCBI's taxonomy places the organism in Eukaryota, Metazoa, Chordata, Actinopteri, Clupeiformes, Clupeidae. Gene Ontology annotation, molecular function: protein binding. Gene Ontology annotation, biological process: signal transduction. The record is from RefSeq and is a predicted model, not a curated record.
UUAGGUGCAAUCUGAUUGGUUAAGCUUGCCGCUGGAGAGAAGGAGGGUGGUGUUUCCAAGGAUUUUGUGCUCCUGCUGCACAAUUCCAACAGUGCGCGGCGCGUGUAUUUUGAGAUGGAUCGGGGAAUAAGAAAAACUUUUGCACCGUAAAAAUAGCUUAGAAAACCUAAGCAGAAUCAAAGCACCAAGGGAUACUUCAUUUUAUGCCGACUUCUUUAUAAAAUUGAGGACUUUUGAUAGUUUUCAAUGGGCGUUUACCACUUUGCCACGGUGCUUUAUUCCCAACAGAGCUUGUUCGACAAGGAUAUGAAGACGGAACACGGAAUGGAUUAAACUCUGCCACUGAACCAACCGGGAUUUGAAUUUACUCCACUUUUCUUUGGGAUAUCACCUAAAUGUGGGCUGCAGACAACUGUCGCCUUUUUCGCGAAGUUAAAUGAUGGCGACACAUCGGAUGGGGCCGAGCGACGAGGACGAUGAUGCAAGACUCUCAGCCAGACUGCCCAUGGGCGAGGAUGGAGCCGAGCAUGGGGACUCCACGGGUAGUCUGUUUCAGCUGGAGGAGGGAGAGGAUGAUGAGGAGUCGUUCUCCUGGCCGGGCCCCAAAACCCUGCGCCUCCGACGCACCUCACAGGGCUUCGGCUUCACCCUGCGCCACUUCAUCGUGUACCCACCCGAGUCUGCCGUGCAUUCCUCCCUUAAGGAAGAAGAGCAUGGCCAUAGAGGGAGACAGCGGAACAGGCUGGAGCCAAUGGACACAAUCUUUGUGAAGCAAGUGAAGGACGGAGGACCAGCAAAUGGAGCUGGUCUCUGCACAGGAGACCGUAUAGUCAAAGUGAAUGGGGAAAGUAUCAUUGGCAAGACGUACUCGCAGGUGAUCGCCUUGAUUCAGAACAGCGAAGCAUUCCUGGAGCUCUGUGUUAUGCCAAAGGAUGAGGACAUUCUGCAGCUGGCCUACUCCCAGGAUGCCUACCUUAAAGGCCACGACCCCUACAGCGGCAACGCGCGUCACAUCCCUCAGCCGCCCCCUGUAUGCUACCCCCGAGUAGACGGUAAGCCCCCCUCAGGGAUGGCCCAGGCGACCGAGAGCCCAUCCCCGGGGGGGCUGCCACCACCAGAGCUGGGCUACCGUGUGGAGAUUCCUGUGCCACCCUCCCCUCCCCCUCCCAUGCCCAUGCCCAUGCCCAUCUCCAAGGCGCAGACGGCCGUGUGCGUGUGCAGCGAGAGUGGCGUGCGGACGGUGGUGGUGCCGCCCGACGGCCACAUGGGCCACCCGGGCCCCGGCCACAGGGCCGACUACAUGAUGAUGGGCCCCGAUCCGGUCCUGAUCCGACCCCGGCCCGGCGUGGCGUCUGGCGGACGGCCCUCCUACCCCCACCCCCGCAAGGCGGACCUCUACCCGGCGUACCACGGCGAUCCGUACGGCAUGCAGCCGGUCCACUACCACCCGGCGGCCUCUGCCUCCCCCGGAUCGCACCAGAACAUCGACUGGCGCUCCUACCAGACCUACCGGGAGUACAUCGACAACAAGGGGCUGCACACGUACGGCCGCAGCAUCCAGGAGCGGCUGGACAGCCUGCGCGCCGCGACUCAGGGCGGCCAUCUCGCCAUGCCUUGUGGACCGCCUCCCCUCGCCCACGGGUGGGACCCCCGGCUGCGUCGCCGCAGCACGUCUCACGAGCGCUCCUACGCGGGGCCCCCCCUCCCGCCCCCCCCACGCAGCGCCUCCCAGGACCGGAUGAGCGGCUCCGAACGGGCCAGGCAUCACCAUCACCCCGACUGGCCCCGCAGCGCGUCCCCAGGACGGCCUCGUCCGCAAAGCCCGUGCACACUCCACGGACUACGUCGAGCACUGGACCUGCACCAGCCUGCCGCCUGGCCGGCGGAUCGGCGCAUGUACGCGCGGGCCGAGCCCCAGCAGCGCCCCAGCAGGCAGUCCCUCCCGCCGCGGGCCCUCCUGCACCGGAGCCCGCCCGGGUACGGCCCAAACAGCAGCAUGCGCGGCAGAGCCCAGAUCGGCAUCCGGACCGACAUUCCCCCUCCCAACGUUCCCACGGAGAGGCCCUCCCGCCUGGGCAUGAGCCUGACUCCCGAAACUGGCCCCAAAGACCCUAGAGUGGUGGGCAACCACCUGUCUCAUCCGCCCCACCACCUCCAGCUGCAGCAGCAGCAGCAGCGUGCGCGAGCGGAGACGGCGGAGACGGGCCGAGAGAGGGACCGAGAGACGGGCCGAGAGAGGGACCUAGGGGUGGGGCUGCGCUCCUCUUCCUGCUCGUCGACCCCUCCCUCUCUGAGACAGCAGCACCAGAGAGGGGCGGGGGCUCUCAGGCCACACCUCCAGGACCAGCAGGGCCCAACCAAUGGGCGCAGUGGACCAGUCGAGGGUGUAAAGAUGCGUGAGAAGCCGCCCACUGGGUCGAAGAACGGGACUCCGCCGCUGAGGCACCCGUCCUACAUCCUGGCGGUGAACGAGGCAGAGGGAGGUGCCAGUGGGCAGGCGGGCACAGGAGUGGCGGGCGUCGCAGGAGUGCCAGGCGUGUGCUGGCUGCCGAACGACGCCCGGCGCGAGGUUCAGAUGAGAAGGAUCGGCGAGCAGCUCAAUGAGUCCUUCUCCAGCACAUUGGACGAGUCGCUCGACUCCAUUCCCUUCAUUGACGAGCCCGCGAGCCCCAGCGUCGACCGUGACGCCGCGCACAUUCCAGCGUCUGUGGUCAUCUCUGGCACUUCCGCCCCCUCUGCUGCCACGCCCAGCCCUGCCGCCUCGUCCCCCCUCAUACGCCGACAGCUGUCACAUGACCAAGAAUCUCUCAAAAAUGCCAUCCUGGAAUCCCAGAAUGGGACCAAGACGGAGCGGUCGAAGUCCUAUGACGAAGGCCUGGACAACUACAGAGAGGAGGGCAGAGGACGCUCCUCCUCUAAACACAUGCCCAGUCUGAAGGUGUUCCGUAAGGCUGUGGAUGGACAUAAGUCCUCAGAAGACUCGGGCUCCCGGAGAGACUCGUCCUCAGACGUCUUCGGUGACUCUUCAAAGGAGGGAUGGUUGAACUUCAGGCAGCUGAACACCGACAAGAACAAGCGUGUGGGAGGCGGGACCCGAGGGUGGAAGCAGAUGUACUCGGUCCUGCGAGGCCACUCCCUCUACCUCUACCGGGAGAAGAAGGAGUGCCUGGCCCACGCCAACUCUCAGCUGGAAGAGGUGCCCCAGCCAAUCUGCAUCAAGGCCUGCCUGAUUGACAUCUCCUACAGCGAGACCAAGCGCAAGAACGUGCUGCGGCUCACCACGUCCGACUGCGAGUACCUGUGCCAGGCGGAGAGCCGCGACGACAUGCUGUCCUGGAUCCGCGUCAUCCAGGAGAACAGCAACCUGGACGAAGAGAACGCGACGAUGACGAGCACAGACCUGAUCAACCGCAAGAUCAGAGAGUACACCCUGAUGAGUGCUCCUAGCAAGAGCAAGAGUCAAAGCCCCCACUCCCCCAAAUACGAGGACAGAAAGAGCUACAGUAAAGAUGACUCAAGCCCUCCGCGAGACAAAGCUGCGUGGAGGAGGGGGAUCCCUGGCCUUAUGAGAAAGACUGAGAAGAAGCCCACGGCUGGGAUCACCUUUGGGGUGCGCCUGGACAACUGUCCCCCUGCACGGUUGAACAGAUUUGUGCCGCUAAUCGUGGAGGUGUGCUGUACGCUGGUGGAGGAGCGCGGGCUGGACUACACAGGCAUCUACCGCGUCCCCGGCAACAACGCCGCCAUCUCCAGCAUGCAGGAGGAGCUGGACACCAAAGGCAUGGGUGACAUCGACAUCGAGGAGGAUAAAUGGCGGGACCUCAAUGUUAUCAGCAGCCUCCUGAAAUCCUUCUUUAGGAAGCUUCCGGAACCAUUGUUUACAAAUGAGAAAUAUGAAGAUUUUAUCGAUGCCAACAGGACACCAGAUGCUGUUAAAAGGCUGAAAGAGCUAAAAAGGCUGAUCCAUGAGUUGCCAGACCAUCACUAUGAAACGCUCAAGUACCUCUCGGGGCAUCUGAAGGCCGUGUCUGAGAACUGCGAGAAGAAUAAGAUGGAGCCACGGAACUUGGCCAUUGUCUUUGGCCCCACGCUGGUGCGGACAUCAGACGACAACAUGACCCACAUGGUCACUCACAUGCCAGACCAGUACAAGAUAGUGGAGACCCUCAUCCAGCAUUGUGACUGGUUCUUCAAUGAAGAAGGAGAGGAGGAACCAAUAGCGGUGGAGUUGUACAGCGCGGUGCAGUCCCAACCGGUCCCCAACAUUGACCAUCUGCUCCCCAACAUCGGACGCACCGCCGCCUCUGCAGGAGAAGUCUCAGAUUCAGCCAGUGAUUCUGCCAAAUCUAAGCAGGGCUCGUGGGGUUCUGGGAAGGACCAGUACAGCCGGGAGCUGCUGCGCUCCUCCAUCUUCGCCAGCCGCAAGCGCAAGAAGCCCAAAGACAAGCCGCAGCCCAGCAGCUCGGACGACGACCUCGACGCCCUCUUCCCCAAGAAGGAGUCCCAGGAGCAGAGCGCCCAGCCGGCCUGGCCGCAGCAGCCCUCGGAGGGCAAGGGGGACGACGAGGAGGAGGAUGACGAAGGCGAGGGCCAGGAAGAGGAGGAAGGCCGGCGGGAGAACGGCGAGCGCGUGAGCGGCGAGGAGCAGACGGCGAGCCGGCUGGAUCAGACCCCCGACGCGCUGCUGUCCAACGGCGGCGACGACGACGGCUCAGCCCACCAGCCUGAGCCGUACACUUGCUCCUGCCCCUCGCCCAAGCCAGGCUCCUCCCCCAUCCUGAGCUACCGCAUGCAGUCGGCGCGGCAGUGCUCGUUGUCCGAUCCGCCGUCGUCGGUCUGCGACGAGGGCUGCACGUCCGACCUGGGCACGCUCAACAGCACCAGCUCCCAGGCCUCAGUGGGACGUCCCCCACGGCAGCGCGGCAGGAUCCCCGGGAGCUGGACCGGUGACGGCGCGGCCCUGGCGGCCGAGGUGUGCUCCAUCACCUCCGACUACUCCACCACCUCCUCCAUGACCUUCAUGACGGCGGACAGGGACGGCGGCAGCACCAUCAUGAGCCCCGACCUGCGCUCCGGCGCCGAGAGCCGCGCCACCGUCGCCACGCACGACGACGACGCGGACGACGAGCGCAGCGAGCUGGUGAGCGAGGGCCGGCCCAUGGAGACGGACAGCGAGAGCGACCUGUCGGUGUUCGCCGUCUGCCGAGAGGCGGGGUCCUGCUCGGAGGAGAGCGGGCAGGUGCCGGCACCGGUGGCGGCGGCCGCACCGGAGAUGGCCAACGCCUGCGGGAGCAGCCUGGUGGCGUCGCAGCGGCUCAUCGCCGGGGACACGCUCGCACGCAAAAAGAGCAACCGGCACAAGACGGACAGCGAGUCCUCGGUGGAGAGCGGGCGGGAGGGCGGGCGGCUGGCGUGGGUGCUGGGGGCGGUGAAGGGUCGCUCGUCCACCGGCAGCCAGAGCUCCUCGUCCCCGCGCUGCAGCGGAGAACAGCCCACCGGCGUGGUUGUCGUCGGCAGCGACCAGGGCGGCAGCAGCAGCGUGGCUGGCGCAGGAGUCCCCGCCGACGACGACAACCCCGCCUGGCGGCUCAAGAUCACCGACCGCCUCAAGUUCCGGCUGCGCUCGUCUGCCGACGACAUGUUCGGCGUGGGGCGCUCGCCCGAGACGCGAGCCAAGCGCAAGGGCAACAUCCGCCGGCGGCACACCAUGGGCGGCCAGCGGGACUUUGCCGAGCUGACGGUGCUGGGCGAGCCGUCGGAGCUGUCGGCCGUGGACCGGCUCAAGCCCAAGUGCAGCUCGCAGGACUUCUCCAUCGGCGACUGGAUCGUCCGUGAGCGCCACCGCGUCAGCAACCCGGAGGUCAGCCUGCUGGGCGCCGCGUCCUCCUCCUCUUCCUCUCAGACGCUCCAGGGCCUCGGCCACGACUGCCCGCUGCACGCCUUCGUCCAGGGGGACGGGUUGCUGCCCAAUGGAGACGGCCCCUCCACCCAGGGCAAGAGCCUUAGCCUGGGUGCUGACGCGCACCCCCACAAACUCUCUGGCUCACAAGUGGUCCGCUCACGUUUCUAUCAGUACCUGUGAGAGUACGCAUGUGUGUAUGUGCGUGCGCGCGCGCGUGUGUGUGUGUGUGUAUAUGAUGUGUUGCCUGAUGGGUGAGUGUGUUUUAUGGUCUAAACCUUGUCUUAUGAAUUGGUGUGAGUGUGUGUGCGUGUCGCAUGUGAAUGAAUUCACACCGUGAGGUGUCCUUGUGCACGUUGUGUUUGUCUGUGGACACUUGACAGUAAAGGGUACGUGAAGUUGGGAGUGGCCCUCCUGGUUGGCUCCUGACACACACACACACACACACAGACUAAAGGACAGUGUCCUCCUCAUUCCCACUCCUCACCGCCCCGCGCGGGGGGGCCCCUCUAAUCUCUUCUGCCUCUGAACCCAAAGUGUGGCUGGAAAAGACUGUGAGGUCGCGCUGGGAGAAAGUGAAGACUGUGAAAGGAUGGCAAGAAGAUUGGAGGUUUUUUUGAAGGGGGUGGGGGGGGGGUCAAGAUUGUUUUUAAGAGAUCUUUUAGGAUUCUAAAUAAAAUGACAAAGUAGGUCACACUAUGGAUGGAUUAGGAUGAGAUUGUUGUGUUUUAAAGGACUGAUGGAUAGUGUUGUAAAAGUAUUGCUGGAGGAAUGCAUUUUCUUUCCCUUUGAAAAUGUUCGGAGGUCCCAGAGGGGAGUUUCCCCUGUGUGCCUCUAGGUAACCAAAUGAAGAAUGUACAUGCUUGCUGUUCUUACGCGACUAAAACAAAAGCAGAGUUGCUAGUGUGCUCAUCUCUUUUCAGGAAAAAAAAGUGUACAUAUCCCCAUUCCCGUCUGUCUCUGCGUACUUGAAACGUGUUCUUUGCAGAUGGGUUUCUCUCUCUCUCUAGGCCUUCAGUGGGAUUGGUGUGUGUGCCGUGCAUGGUGGUUUCUGACUGGGUGUUGCAGGAACCAGAGUCGACUCUUUUAAAGGCUUUAAAAGUGGAAAUUAAAUUUAGGACAUUUUCGUAUGACACUACAGUAACUUACACAUAAUAUUGGGGGGGGAGGGGAGGGGGAGUGGGAGUAUUGAGUUGCUUCCCACUCAAACAGUGCAGUGUUUUUUGUGGACAUGCCUGUUGAAUACCAUGACACAUUGGGCUACAAACAAAAAAAUGAAUUGGUUUUAAAAAUAAAAAAAAGAAGCGAAAGGAUAUAUAGGAAAAAAGUCGAUAACAUGUUUGAUGAAUGAAAAGUGCCUCCUAUUGAACUGAUAAGGGUGCCAUACUGUCUUUCUGUACUGACGUGUACUUCACCAACAUGUACUGUGAAAGAUGACAUUUUAUCACCAAGAAAAAACUCCUCAUUUUCCAGAACUAUUCCAAACGUGGAAAACGGAAACACGGGAGCUUCCAUUCCGUAAGCAUUCCGCUCGGGUCUUAACACCUUUUUAUACAUGACACUUUUUUUUUUUUUUUUUUUUUUGGUUCAUUUUCAUUUUUUAUUAUUAUUAUUAUUAUUCAAUUUGAUUUGUGUUUGCUCUCUGUAAUGGAACUUGAAUUUUGGAUUUUCCUCUGUAAAAGAAGUAACUUAAUGUACAUAUCUAUUCCAUGUUUUAGCUGCUUUUUUCCCCAUCCUUUUUGUCCUUGUCCCUCUUCCUUUCUUCCGUUUGUUUCCAUGGCUGCGGCUCAUGUCUUAGCCUCCGCUCAGGGGGUGUCGAGAACUCAGCCCCGGGGAGGGGGACUGGGGACGGGGGGACCCACAGACAGUGGUGGUCUGAUCUGGCAGGGGUGGGGGUGGGGGUGGGGGUGGGGGGGUUGAAUGGAGGGGAGGAGGGGAGGAAGGGGGUAACUCACCCAAUCCUGCUGGGCAUCUGUUCUGCCUUGACUGUUUGUACCGAGCCGGAUCCACUCUGCGAGUGGGUGUGAGCCGCCUGAGAACACUGGACAAUAAAACCCCUUCAUGUCA